Messenger RNA from Amphiprion ocellaris (clown anemonefish), 2925 nucleotides. It is a transcript of the gene drc10, whose product is annotated as IQ motif containing D. Bases 475 to 1767 code for a protein of 430 amino acids. The record is from RefSeq and is a predicted model, not a curated record. Gene Ontology annotation, molecular function: protein binding. NCBI's taxonomy places the organism in Eukaryota, Metazoa, Chordata, Actinopteri, Pomacentridae. The transcript has 7 exons.
AACACUCACACAACACACACACAACACACACACAUGCUGUCCAUGAGCACCAGGGAGGGGCUGAGGGGGUGCAGGGUCUGCUGAGCCAGCAGUUUCUCACAUGGGUCAUUUUGUAGCUUAUAUGUGAGAGAAGACAAAGGCAGCAGGAUUACUAUGUUGAGUGGCUGCAAGGACACCCAUACAUGCUGCAAACACGGACACACACGUGAUCCCGGAGUUCGAUGGACAAUCUCUUCUCUCCGUUAAAACAGUGUGACCUGGAUGUGCAGCAUGUUUCCAGGCUGAUUCGCAACUUACCGGCUUCAGACUGCACAAGUGCAACUAUGCCUCCUCGUUCAGCAGACCGCUGUUCGCUUCGUCCCAGGUUAAGAUGAGAGGCACAUCGUCGUCAGACUCCAUACUGGCAGAUAAACAGGCUGCAGCCAGCCUCGACUUCCAGCCUUCACUUGGUACGAGCUACUAGCUAAACAAGAGAUGACAUCUGUCACCGAUUCGGCUGCUUCACUGUCACCGAGGCUAACGAGCCGAGACUGUCUGUCUGCGUCCAUCACGGCAUCGUCACCGGACACCGGGCUUUGUGCUGCGGAACAGACGCUCAGCGCGGUCAGUGACAGUAUGUCUGCAAAGGGUGCAAUAGGUCCGACAAGAACACACUCCAAGUCGGCUGAACUUAUCUCAGAUGUCCUGGAAAACUGCAUCAGUCAAGCUGAGGUUGCAGCAACUUUGUCUGCUGUUCUCCAGUCAAACUGUGUGUCUGGUAUCAUGAACCAGGAGUUACGUAACGCACUUCAAGAGCACCAGUUGUUAGAAGAAAAACUGGGGAAACUAGAAGAUCUCAAGACAGACGGGGAACAAGAGGGAGAAGCCGUGAAAGCAAGGAAACAAGCAAGGGCUCAGCUUGAGAGGAACAUCAAGAACUCUUUCAGAGAUGUGCUCAGGCUUUGCCAAGCCAAUCCAGAUGCCAUUUCUGGCUUGAGGGCAGAGCUAGGUAUUGAAAUAGUGGAGAGUGAAAAUAUACUAAUUAGAGAGCUUAAAUUGUUUCACAGCAAUAUGGUUAGAAAGUUGCUGACCAGUCCGGAUGAGGAGCUACCGCCUGGGGGCGAAACUCAAAAUCUGGAAGAAUUCAUUUUACUGGAGGAAGAAUUAGCUGAAAACAUAAAGAAAAUAGAUGCUCAGAUUGAAAAUGUGAUGGAAAGUAUAGAAAGUGUUCAGCAAAAGAACAAGGCUCUCGAAGAAGAAAUGUCACUUCCCACAGAAAAACAGCGCCAGCCACAGAUCAAGACAGCAAGCCUGAAGCAGACCAGUCUACAGGAGGAAAUUGAUCAACUGAACAUUCAGCUCAGCAAUUUGAUGUUUGAAAACAGACAAGCAGAGAGAAUACUCCAAGAGAAAAAUGAAAAGGUGGAGAUGGAAAUUGAAUACUUAAUCCAAAAUUUUGACGAAAAAAUAACGGAAACCCAGGCCAACCUGGAGAUGAAUGAAACGAGUUAUAGAAAGGAGAAGGAGGAUCUGAGGAAGCUGGAGGAACUGUUUUCUGUCCUAGAAGUGGAGUGCAACCAGAUCCAGGAGAGGCAUCGUCAGGCGGAGGAGAAGAGGCUGAAGGAGAUGAAGGAGCUGGAGCUGAAGACCAAAGCAGCUAUUAUCGUCCAGGCCUGGUGGAGAGGCUACAGUACUCGCAAGGCCAUAAAGAACAAGGGCAAAGGCAAGAAGGCCAAAAAAAGCAAAGGCAAGAAGACCAAAAAAAGCAAAGGCAAGAAGACCAAAUGAACCGCUGACUAGUGUUGUAGUGCUUCACUCUAUCUGUAGAGAAGAAAUGUUUUUAGAUGAUUUAUUAAAAGUGCCCACCAAGCAAAUAGCAUUACACAUAUCUGUUCAGUGUGGCUACCAUUUACAUGUUGUUUCUCAAUAAAAUUGUUACAUUUUAAGCCAGUAUUUACUAUCUCUGUGAACUACAGUAGAAUACUUUGCAAUGUGUUACGACUUUUGAGAACAUUUUGAAUGCCCUGCUGAUGUAGACUUGGAACAGCCAAUAAUGAAGAAACAGCAGCAUAAUGUAACAUUUUUAUUACUUAUAUUUUAUUAUUUCAAACCAACAGACGUUCACACAAGCAGUUUAGACUUCUUCUCAGGACUAAAUAGGAGUAUCUUCAUCUAACUAAUUGACAUCUCUGAGCCUGUGUUUUGAGUGAGCAACUUUAUAAUUCUUGUUAGUGAUUACUUUAAUAACCUCAGUAAAUUUCUAGCUUAACUAUACUCAGCUUUUAACUGGAAACUGUCCAAUCAGCCUACUAAGUUAACACCGAGACUGAUUUGUUGCGUCUAUGAGUUGCUGUUUCCUUUAUUGGCCACAGGGAGGCAGUGCAGACUCCUGUGUUCUGAAUUACUACACUACAUUGAGUUGGCAGUCAUGUGGGCAUCAGGAGCUGCAGACUGAAACUCCACCAGUAAAAAUAUUAUAGAAAUACAGUAUUUACAAAGUUAAAACAGGUCAACACUAAUGUUACAAGCACACUGAGAGGCUAAAUGAAUGUCCUACUGACCUGUAAUUAAACUCAUUCAGUGUAUUAAACUACAUUGUUAGGUUUUUAGCAUACUUCCCCAAUCAUAAUAAAUGUAGGUGCUUAGUUCUAGAUAAAAAAAAAAAUGAGCAUCAGUUAUACAGAUUAUCAUGUAUAUUAAAUACUUCUUACUACUGACAGAAUAUAUAUACAGUAAUUUCAAAGCAGAUUCAACUAUUGUAUGAAACUUUGUCAAGAUAAAUCAGUCAUUGAUUGCACAUUAUUUUAAAUUCACUACCUUCGGGUUUGAAGUUUUGUCAAUUGUUUUCAGUGCUAUUUCAGUGAAUUCAGUUUUAAUGCGGCAUGGAAAUUGAUAUUGAAGUUUUUGUUUUUUAUUUUUACUUAAAAUGUGGUUUUUUGUAUUGAA